Molecule: messenger RNA, 1410 nt
Organism: Glarea lozoyensis ATCC 20868
Lineage: Eukaryota; Fungi; Ascomycota; Leotiomycetes; Helotiales; Helotiaceae
Product: L
Exons: 3
Coding region: 1-1410 (469 amino acids)
Source: RefSeq, a predicted model, not a curated record
AUGUUCGCUUUCUUUUUGACGUCGCCAUCACUCUGGUCGGCUCUGCUCUCACUAUCAUUAUUUGCCGGCAGACUCUAUGGUCAAGCAGUCUCCAGCAAUUGUGGUCAAACACUUAUUACUAGAACAAUUAGCAGUCAAGCAGAUGCUACUGCCGUAGCAGCAUGUUCUACUUUUAGUGGAAGUCUUGUCAUUGCGACCACUUUGCCAGCUUCGGAUGCUGUCAUCAAUUUCGGGGCUCUCAAAGAGAUCAAAGGCUCGCUAUCGGCUCAAAGAGUCGUGAGCCUCGAAACUCUCAAUGCAAGCCAGCUUCUACGGAUUGGUGGCGAUUUCAGCAUGGUUUCGCUACCUAAUUUGAACACUCUAGCCUUCCGACAAUUACUACAAACCGAGUACUUCACACUCGUUGACAUACCCUUCGUGCCACGAAUAGACUUCAGCGCGGAUACGUUAAGUGGUUCUGGCUUAACUGCGAGUACCGUAAUCAUCAUGGACACUGGGCUCACUACAUUGGCGUCUCUCAAUUUGAGAACCGUUGACGCAGUACACAUACGGAACAACUCUUAUCUGUCAUCUAUCGCUCUGCCACUACAAGUAGUGAGGCAGAAAGUCAACAUCAACCACAUUGGUGCACUUGACUUACGUCUGCUGAGAACUACCGAGAACAUGACACUCGAUGGUCUUACGACCUUCGAUCUGAGGAGCCUGGAGAAUGUCACAGACCUCUGGGUGAGAGGAUCUGUGUCAGAACUGAUACUGCCCAGCUUAACCAAUAUGACAAAUUUCAAUAUAGAAUCUGUGCGGUCUGAUUUCAACUGCUCAGUUUUCGACACCGGCCAUAAAGUUGGCUUGAUCACCGGAAAUUAUAGCUGCAGUGGGACGCAUCAGGUACUCGCACCCUUUGUGCCGUCUCCCGCUCCCAGGACCAAUAUUACCUCUUCUCCCUCGCCAUCAAAAACAAAUCAUUCGAGCACGGGAAGCCUUCCAACAACAACCGCAUCCACACCAACUGCGCUAUCCGAAAAGAUGAAAGGGGGCUCUGCAGCGAAUACCAGAACCAUCGCCAUUUCUGUAAGCGUUAGUAUUGUUGGAAGUCUAGCUACUGUCUCAGCUCUGACAUAUCUGCUACGGAAAAGAUCGAAAAGAGAUAUAUCUGUGCCGGAAGUUCUGCCCGAGAGCAAAGCGCGUUCAGAAACAAGUGAUGCAUUUGGAAAACCAGAAUUGGAUAAUGAAACCACUUAUCGCAGGGAACUGGAUGCCGGCGAAAUUCGGCCUGAGCUCUCAGAUAGUGACGUGAUACAGGAACUGAAUGGAGAGCCUGGUGUCGUUGAGAUGGGAAACUAUGAUCCCAAAGAAACUUAUGAGUUAUCAGCAGAGCGGUUAGAAUGGCAGGAAAAGGGAAAUUGGAUAUGA